CUCUUUUGAGUUUCCACUCUCAACAAUCAACGCAACGCCUAUCACGAAGUAGGAACAGCAUGGAGGUGAGCCAGCUCCAAAGCCCAAACACACACACAGACACAGCCAUGGCUGCCGUCUGCGGCGGAGCUAGAGAGCCCACUACCACUACCACCACCACCAGCGCCACCGCCAAACGCAAGACCAGGAAGGAACCUCGGCGAAAGCACCAACAUCAGAAGCAGAAGCACCUCUUAACCCUCAUUUCGAGGGCCACCUCGGCCGCCCACUCCUUCCUCCGCCGCCACGAUCUCCGCCUCCUUCCUUCCCAGACCCUAACCCUGGAGUCCCUCCUCUCCUCCUCUCUCCUCUCCCUCUCCUCCCUCCUCUCCUCCUCUUCCCCCACCCGGUCUCUCCCUCCCCAACCUCCCGAAGGACCCGAACAAUGCUGGUUCCACCGCUUCCUCUCCGCCUCCACCCACCACGACCCCCGAUGGUCCCACUUCUUCCACAUCUCCAAACCCUCCUUCACUCUCCUCCUCUCCCUCCUCUCCCCUCUUCUCUCCACCUCUCUUUCCUCCGUCCCUCCCGAUUACGCCCUCGCCUCCGCGCUUUACCGCUUGGCCCACGCUGCGCCCUACAAGGCCGUGGCACGCCGCUUCGGGCUCCGUUCCGCCGAGGCGUGCCGCGCGUUCUACACGGUGUGCAAGGCCGUGAAUGAGAGACUGGGGCAUUUGUUCGAGCUUAGAGCUGAUAUAGAUAGAAUUGUGGUGGGUUUCGGGUGGAUUUCGCUGCCCAAUUGCUGCGGGGUUUUGGGGUUUGGGAGGUUCGGUGUUGAAGGUCAGGUGCUGGGAAAAAAUGGGUCGGUGAUGGUUCAGGCAUUGGUGGACUCUGAAGGUAGGUUCUUGGACGUCUCGGCCGGGUGGCCCGGCACGAUGAAGCCUGAAGCCAUUUUGCGUCAGACUAAGCUCUAUUUGGGAAUUGAGGAAUCAAGGGAGUUGUUGAAUGGGGCAAUGUAUAAGCUUAGUGAUGGCAAUUCGAUUCCUCAGUACAUACUGGGUGAGUCUUGCUUCCCUUUAUUGCCUUGGCUUUUAACGCCGUAUGUUAGAGCUAAUGAGGAAGACAGUUUUGGUUCGUCGGAACGGGAAUUUAAUUCCGUGCAUAGUCUUGCAAUCGGGUUGGUUUGCACGGCGUUUGGGAGAGUUCAGGCUCGGUGGCAGCUUCUGUCGAAGCAGUGGAAGGAGGAGUGUGUUGAGUUUUUGCCCUUUGUUAUUAUUACGGGGUGUCUGCUGCAUAAUUUUAUGAUCAAGUGUAGCGAGCCAAUGCCCAAUGAAAAUUUCGGGUGCUUAAGGGAAGGGGAAGAACUCCCUGUUUUUGAGGGAGAGCUGGAUGAGAGUGCGCAGAGGACCAGGGAUGCCCUUGCCUCGCAUUUGAGCCGGGAGGCCCCAAAGACGUGUAUCAGAGCCUAAGUGCGCUGCAUCAAAUUCCCAUCAACACUUUUAUGUAAGCCACCACAAAGCUUAUGUAGAAGACAUCCAUGUCCAUUAAACCAUCAACUUCCUCUCCCUCAUAUCCGUUGCCAAUGUAGACAGAGUUUUCUGUUUUGGUGCAGCUGCUUUGUAAUGUUGGUCCAAAAAGGAGAGGUUUUCCUUCAUAGCUGCUUUCAUCAAAGGUACUGAAUUGAGCUUUCUCUUUGGUGUUGUGCCAAUAAGUUGUUGUGAGCAACACUGAACACAUCACUUCAGUCAGUUAUCCUCUUAGAUUGUCGUGCGGCAGGUUUAGUGCACGGCUGUUGCUCAUCUGUACAAGCUCUUGUGGGAUUUCACCAGCUAUUCUAACAUUGUUUCCAAAUAUGAUAGUGAUGACUCAUUUGAAGUAGCCACAUCACAAUCAUUUCCCAUAACCGAUUUUUUAUCAGUUGCAUCAAAACUGAUGUUACUUAAGUUAAGGGGUGUUGGACCGGAAAAAAUAUUCCAGGAAAGAUCUAACAUGCUCAAUUUGUUUAAAGGCAUAACUGAAUUGGAAUCCUACUUUCUAAAUGAUUAACUUUUAAGAGGAGAGUGCUCAACAAUGAAAGGCUGCCGAAUCAAGCUGGAAUGCUGCCAGUUUAGUAGUUAUCUCUAGGGUUUAGUGUGACUAUAGAGGAGUUAUUUUGUAAUGCACUUGUAAUUGGACUUCUCAGCCUAGGUUUAUUCAAAUGAACAUGUUUGAUGGCUGACGAAUUGAAGCAAGAUGGUAUAGAGCUAAAGAAACUGUUCUUAGAAUGGUCGAGAAAGGUUAUCUCGACAAUUGGGUAUGCCCCUUACAUUGUUGCCCAAUGUUAAGAUGUCCUGAUUGUAACUAGUGUUUGGAUGAAGAGACAGCUCAAGUACUCAGGGUUUACCUGUAUAUUAGCACAGUAUAAUCUCUUGGUUAGUUGUGGGUAUGGAGUUUCUUUUUG
Messenger RNA from Alnus glutinosa, 2419 nucleotides. Its product is annotated as protein ALP1-like. The transcript is spliced from 2 exons. The coding region runs from base 60 to 1448 and encodes 462 amino acids. NCBI's taxonomy places the organism in Eukaryota, Viridiplantae, Streptophyta, Magnoliopsida, Fagales, Betulaceae. The record is from RefSeq and is a predicted model, not a curated record.